This is a messenger RNA of Rhinocladiella mackenziei CBS 650.93, 1179 nucleotides long. RefSeq lists its product as uncharacterized. The record is from RefSeq and is a predicted model, not a curated record. The transcript has a single exon. NCBI's taxonomy places the organism in Eukaryota, Fungi, Ascomycota, Eurotiomycetes, Chaetothyriales, Herpotrichiellaceae. The coding region runs from base 1 to 1179 and encodes 392 amino acids. Gene Ontology annotation, molecular function: oxidoreductase activity.
AUGCUUGUAAAGUGCUCGAUCAGAGCAGCGCGCAACUUGAAAGACGCUUCGAAGAUACCCUCCUUGAGAUGUAGUGCACGCUACAAUUCCACUGUUCCCGAGAGGACACGGAAGUUUCUCAAUGCUCGAGAAUCCUUCCGGUCAAAACCUCUGUUCCGCCAGAUCGUUCUUGGAACUUGCUUUGGUACCGCUGUCCUUAUAGGUUGGCAGAUAUACAGCUUCAGCCGUAAAGGCGACUACUUCGUCUCGUACUCGCUCGUCGCAAAACAACCAGUCUCUUCGACCGCCAGCAUAUUUCACCUCCAACCAAGACAAGAUUCGGCGAACUUCGAACUCUACAAAGACGCUUGGAGACGAGGAAUUUGGAAUGUCCAUUUCAAACAGCCGCAAUUGCAGAUUGUGAGGGCAUACACGCCUCUACCACCGAUUGAUGAGAGUGCUGGUGAAGAGGAGGAGACGUUGAGAUUCCUGAUCCGCAACGAUCCUCACGGCGAGGUUUCAAGUUAUCUACAUAAGCUACCCAUCGGAGUUGAGAUCGCGAUGAGGGGGCCCAAUUGGGAAUAUGAAUUGACGCCGGAGGUGCGACAAGUGGUGUUCUUUGCAGGUGGCACUGGUAUCGCGCCCGCCCUGCAGAUUGCGCAUGCGCUCUUGGAGGGCAACAAGACAGAAGGAGACGACAAUUCACGGGACAGAAAACUACACAUCCUGUGGGCAAACAGAAUGCGAGAGGACUGCUUGGGUGGUGUUAGCGAUGCUCCGCCCGCUGAAUCUGUUCCUCCCAAACCAACUUGGUCUGGGUUAUUCUCCAAAUCCAAGCCAAAGCCAACACCUCCGGUAUCGCAAGAAAAGGGCUUGAUUGUGCAGGAACUGGAGGCACUCAAGAAGAAAUAUCCUGGUCAAGUCACCGUUGAAUAUUUCGUCAACGCAGAAGAUACUUGGAUCGAUGAUGAUGCUGUUUUCCGAGCCUUAUCCCGAUUCGAUGACAAGGACUUCACGACUGGAUAUGCCACACCGCAAGAACAGCGUCAGAUCCUCAUCUCUGGUCCUCCAGGUUUCAUCUCUUACCUUGCUGGACCAAAGGAGUGGAAGAAUGGAAGGGAAGAGCAAGGCGCCGUCAGCAAGAUUGUUGCGCAUGCCAUCUCGAGAAAUCCGCACAAUGUCAAGGUGUGGAAGAUAUGA